This is a messenger RNA of Penicillium taxi, 774 nucleotides long. Its product is annotated as DUF3176 domain-containing protein. NCBI's taxonomy places the organism in Eukaryota, Fungi, Ascomycota, Eurotiomycetes, Eurotiales, Aspergillaceae. Bases 1 to 774 code for a protein of 257 amino acids. The record is from RefSeq and is a predicted model, not a curated record. The transcript has 4 exons.
AUGUUUCAACGGCUAAGGGUCCCUUGGAAGCAACCUAUCAAUGGAGUAAAAGAAGUGGGCGUACAGCUUCAAUCUAUCCCACCAAAUGCAUCGGAUACCGAUUUACUCAGUCACAGUAUCAAGAAUCAGGAUGGCUUCCAAGUUCCACCGCAGUUGCGAGAAAGCUCCCUCGCAAUCCACAUUGGGAUUCCUUGGAGACUGGCUUUUGGAAGCUGCUGGAAUUGUUGUCUCUGCCCUGAUCAUCAUUGCUAUUAUCAUCAUCUUAAAAAAAAGUACGAUGGUCAUGAGCAGCCGAUCUGGAAUCAUGUCUCGCUCAAUUCUGUGAUUUCAUGGCUGAGUACGAUCGCCAAAGCGUGUGCAUUAUACACUAUCAGUCAAGGACUUGGCCAAGCAAAAUGGAUUUGGUUUGCAAAACGCAGCAGACCCUUAUCCGAUCUCGACACCUUUGAUUCGGCAAGCAGAGGAGUUGUUGGAAGCGCUGCCCUGAUGUGGCUAGUCAAAGGGCGAAAUUUGGCCUUUCUCGGCGGCCUGGCCACAACUCUAGCCCUAAACUUGGUGCGCUAUGUCUCCCACAAUGUUGUAGACCAUUCCCAGGUUGCAUCGAUUGCAAGCACAUCAGGAUAUGCCGGACUCGGACGACUGUUGAGUGGCUCCACUUACACUGUGCAUCCCGCUGUCAAGACAAACGUCUAUAGCAGCUUGGUUGAUCCUUCGAACACCGAUCAGCCUUGGACCAUCCCUCAAUAUACUUGCCCGACCGGAAACUGUACCUAG